This is a messenger RNA of Epinephelus moara (kelp grouper), 647 nucleotides long. RefSeq names its product histone H2A-beta, sperm-like. Bases 1 to 381 code for a protein of 126 amino acids. Gene Ontology annotation, cellular component: nucleosome. The transcript is spliced from 2 exons. The record is from RefSeq and is a predicted model, not a curated record. Lineage: Eukaryota; Metazoa; Chordata; Actinopteri; Perciformes; Serranidae. Gene Ontology annotation, molecular function: DNA binding; structural constituent of chromatin; protein heterodimerization activity.
AUGUGCCGGUUACCGGCGUCACGGUUUACCACGGCUAUCAGAAGAACCCCCAGAGCCAAGGCAAAGACCCGCUCCUCCCGUGCUGGGCUCCAGUUCCCAGUCGGCCGUGUUCACAGGCUGCUGCGCAAAGGAAACUAUGUGGAGCGUGUUGGUGCCGGUGCCCCCGUCUACCUGGCGGCUGUGCUGGAGUAUCUGACCGCUGAGAUCCUGGAGUUGGCUGGAAAUGCUGCCUGUGACAACAAGAAGACUCGUAUCAUCCCCUGUCACCGGCAGCUGGCUGUCCGCAACGACGAGGAGCUCAACGAGCUGCUGGGCGGAGUCAUCAUCGUGAAGUUAAGAAACGGCUCUAUUACUUUUAACGGGUCUAUAGUACACAUUUAAACAACUGGUGUGAUGAUGCGUUGCACUGACAGGAGAUGCCUGGUACGUGCUGUCACUCAUGAACGGUCAAACGAAUAUUAGCCUACCGUUUUAAAGUGUAGAGCACUAAAAUAGGACAACGCCUGUUUUAUUAUUAUUAUUAUUAUUAUUAUUAUUAUUAUUACCGCGGUAAUACCGAUUACCGUGGAUUUAGGGAUUUGAAACAAUGGACUCUCUGUAAUUAGACACAUAGGGUUGUUUGAAGGCUGAUUCUGAUAUUGUUUAGA